Asterias rubens (European starfish) is the source of this 1106-nucleotide messenger RNA. Its product is annotated as ankyrin repeat domain-containing protein 66-like. The coding region runs from base 174 to 791 and encodes 205 amino acids. Gene Ontology annotation, molecular function: protein binding. The record is from RefSeq and is a predicted model, not a curated record. The transcript has 4 exons. Lineage: Eukaryota; Metazoa; Echinodermata; Asteroidea; Forcipulatida; Asteriidae.
AGCAUAGAUUGAUUGACAUCACCACGGUAAACAACACAAGAAUGGCUUGCACACCACAACGAUGAAACUUGCGCUUUUAGCUUAACUUCCUAAAAGUGCAGUGAACCCAUCAUGAUAGAUCACGCAACGAUCCCCUCGCCUGCACUUUGACCUUUGACACGGUUGUGACCCCAAUGGAAGGGCCUAUAAUGAGUGAGGUUCAUGAGGCGGCAGCAGCGGGAGACAGCGAACAGAUCUUAAAUCUCUUGAAUCUUGGCAAGUAUGACGUGAAUCAGAAAGAUGCAGAGUGGCACGACAGGACUCCAUUACACUGGGCUGCCAUAAAAGGUCAUGGAGAAAGUAUUCGCGUUCUUGUUGACUACGGAGCCAAUAUCGAUGCCGUCACAGACAGUGGAUGGACACCAGCACAUUUUUCUGCAGAACUCGGCAAGAUUGGUGCACUUAAAACCUUACAUAAACUCGGAGCCAAUAUAGAGAUAAAAGAUUGCUGCGGUGACACAGCAAGAGAUGUGGCUGCAGUCUAUGGACAGCAUGAUUGUGUUGAAUUCCUGAAAAUGGCCGCGUGGGAAGAUGUGAUUCGUAAGGAGAGAGAACAGCAGGAAAAGCUGGACCUGGAGGAACGAGAGCGACAGGAAGAGGAGAAAAGAAGACACAGAGAGGAAGAGGCGAGGAAACAAAAAGAGCAAGAGAAAGAGAAGAAGGGAAAGGAUAAGACAAAGGAGAAAGGGAAGAAGAGGAAAUUCUUGGGAGCUGGAAGGGCAGUUUUAUUGAUUAACUCAGACUCAAAAUAGUUUUGUUUGGAACAAACUCACUCCAGAGAUCCAUUAGUCUCACUCACUGAUGAAAUUCAAGAAACAUUUGAAGACUGAACUGUUCGGAGUUCAUUAAUUUGUUUGUGAAUUGUUCUUUCGUCCAGCGCCAUCUAGUGCCGUCUAGGAAGUGUGUACUUUAUAAGUACUCUGUGCUAUUAUUUUGAUUCCAGAUGUAACAUUAGGGGAGUCUCAAUAUAGAUCUUAGUCAAAGGCUUCCAACAAACAGAGUCUCUCAAAAGUUUCCGUCAUUUGUAGAGUGUAACAAUAUAUUGUUAGUACUCUUGUUGUGUAAAU